GUUGAAGAUAUUCUACCUCAAUCAUCCUCCACCGAAUCCCAGAGUGAAUCACACGAUUGGCGUCAAGAGGCAAGGAUUUGCGGAGACGGUUCGAAUCUGGACCAAGCGGCUCAGAAUAAUCGGAGCACCUACUUUUUGCCACCGUUGCCUCAGCUCACCUAUCAAUCGAUUGGGCAAAUGCUACGAAGCCUUUGGUCGCUUUCGGAUAUGGAGGGCCUCUCCAGCUAUAAGGAACCGCAGUUUUCAACUCGCCCGAGUAAAGUCAACCUCCCUAGCGAGAUUCGAAAUCGUCGCAUCUGCCUUGCGAUUGACU
This is a messenger RNA of Protopolystoma xenopodis, 313 nucleotides long. The record is from the annotation of a GenBank genome assembly. Lineage: Eukaryota; Metazoa; Platyhelminthes; Monogenea; Polystomatidea; Polystomatidae.